Molecule: messenger RNA, 4437 nt
Organism: Aedes aegypti (yellow fever mosquito)
Lineage: Eukaryota; Metazoa; Arthropoda; Insecta; Diptera; Culicidae
Gene: Reck
Product: reversion-inducing cysteine-rich protein with Kazal motifs
Exons: 6
Coding region: 1340-4267 (975 amino acids)
Biological process (GO): extracellular matrix organization
Cellular component (GO): plasma membrane
Molecular function (GO): metalloendopeptidase inhibitor activity; protein binding
Source: RefSeq, a predicted model, not a curated record
AAACACAAUCGGGUGUACAAAACUAUGAAACAAUAUUGAGCAAAAUAUGUGAGUAACAUCGCAAAUAAGUUUAUUGAUUUGAGCUCUUAAUGCAGAAAAAAUCUUUUAAAAGUGUUUUCAAGGAUUCAAUUUUUUAAAUUUUUAUGCAAUUCGUAAUAACUGGUUGAAAAACCUUUAUAAAAACACAUUAGUUUGAAUAGAGGGUUUUUCCUAGAUAAUAUAUUUGGAAAUAUGAAUGAUUCUCAUAUUUGGAAAAUUGUUUUAAAGCUAUCGAUAUUAUGUCAUUUCGGUGCUCUUUUUGACAAACUUUUUAGCUUGUCCAUUUAUCUGUGAUAACAAGUCUAAUUAAAACACUCCUCGAAUAAUUUGAAAAGCAUUGAGUUGAUCCUAUUCCGGAGAUAUUUCUACCAAACAUUUUUUUAAGUUUAAGAACUUCAAACUUUUGCACGAUAGAUACACGAUACUGAGGGGUGAUUCUAAACUUUUGUAUAAUGACUUGGAUGACAGUUUUUGUUAUAAUUUUAAAUAAUUUUCGGAUCUUUACGCCAAAGCUUUAGAUUUGUUCACCAACGCUGCUGUUGGAAAGCCAAUUCAAGAACACAAUGACCAACCUAUGCAUGUACCAGGAUGUUACCGCUGUACAUAAAUUUCUUUCGUACAUUUUUCCUGUGUGCUUUUUUACGCAUCAGCGUGUGGUGUGCUAUUGUGAAUAAGACGCUUGAUUAAUUAAUCAAUUGAAACGAAGAGUAAUGUGCCGUCUACAUUUGUUGAGCGAACAAUUUAGCUUCUGGUGUGGUACGCGAGUGACUUGCAAUGCAUAUGAAUUUGAAAUAUUCGCACCGUGGGGUGGUUCUCUAAUGUGCGAUACUGAAUAUUAUAAGAGAUAAAUAUUUAAUUUCUUACUAAGUUUUAUGAUGUGGAGUAAAUACCUCAACCCCAUUGACGGACUUUUGAAACUGUUGACUUUAAAGAGCUUGUCACAUUCGCAAUCUUCGUCGAUGCCAUUUUACCUAACUGUACUAUACUUAACAGGGUCUGGUCAUAAAACGAUAUGUAUUAAUCGCAUUAAUAACGAACACAAUCAAUAGCUGGUUUGUGAAGUGGAAGUGCCGCGGUGCAUCUUAAUUGGGCAGUUACAAAUAAUUGUAUAAUUAGUUGCGAUAAGUGAAUCAAGUUUAUGGAAAGGGUUGCGUUGGAAACUUGUCGUAGUGUAUUGUCGUAAUUCUGAAUGGGACAGAGUGACUGACCACGGGGAGUGCUGUGAGCGAGCUUAUAUAGAGUGUUAAGCUUCGAAGUAAAUGAGUGUUUCCGUUAGGCAGCAGCUUGAUUACAGCGGACAAUGUGUUGGCGUUAUCGACUGUUGGCGCUUUGUGGUUUAGCGGCAGUAUCGCUUGCGUGGAGUUCCGGAUCGACAGAAUAUAAGGAUGACGAUUUAACGCAGCCGACGUAUGUUAACAUGACAGAUAUCUUCACAUGCUGUUCGGAUGUGCACGGAUCAUGUAAAGCGGCGUGUGAGAGCUUUUCGCUGGUCAAGCUCGCAGACAGUACUAACAAGGAUUGGAAGUUGCACGACAUUCGACGGUCAUGUCAACCACCCGAGUCUGCAUUCUGGACCUGUAUGAACAAUACGCUAGCGUCCAUCCAGCGAGGCAUUGCAUGGCCUGGCCGAACGUGUUGUUCAUUGGGAAUGUCCCUAAAGUGCCAGAAUGCAUGUGCAAUGGCUUCUAAAAAGGAGGAGCUUCUGGCGGGCUGCCGGCAUAGUGACGAACAACGUUUAUUCAACUGCGUUCAACGACAAGAGGACGGAGAUGGCUGUUGCGGUCAGGCAAGGACAUCGGAGUGCUUAAUGGCUUGCAAAGAUGUCUUCCGGUCCAAUCAAACUCCCAACAAACAACAGCGAGAAUUGGUGCAAAAUACAUGCAGCAACAAUAACACGGAUGUUCUGGAAUGUAUAAAAGGAUACGUCGAGGUCACUAUUAAUGGAAAUUUGAAAAAUUACCUUCCAUGCUGUGAUCAAACAAUUGAAAGUCAGUGCAAAAAGGCAUGUCGAGACACUUUGUUAGAUGGAAGUUAUACUGAAGAAGAAGCUAUCGAUAUCCUACAGAGUUCAGGUUGUGGGGUUCCUUUACCUCAUGAUCCCUUGUGGAAAUGUUUCUUCUCGUUUGGCAAAAAUAAAGUAGUGCCGGUCAAUUCCAACGAAAUAUCUCGCAUCAAUCAAGUGGGAAUGGACUCGGCUAAAAUGCAUUGUUGCCUGAAAGCCAACUCAACCAGGUGUCGUAAAUUUUGCAUUGCUACGUACUCAAACGAGUGGACAACGAAUUUGGCGGAGUUUGAGAACACUUGCUUGAUCUCAUCGGAUGAAUUCAGUUUAAAACAAUGCAUUGAUGAAGUGGACGAACCAUGUGAGUUGGGUUGUGACGGUCUCUCGUACUGUAGUAAUUUCAAUAAUCGUCCAACUGAGCUUUUUCGCAGCUGUAGAACUCAAUCAGACAAUGCUGCCCUAAGCGAUGUAGAACAGUGGAAGGAACAACAUUUUGUAAAAUUGCCUGGUAUCAACCUUCCGAUACGGAACAUCAGCGAGUGUUCAAUAGAAACGUGGAAAUCUAUUGCGUGUUUGCUGCAGAUUAAACCUUGUACUCGAAGUUACCAUACCAAUCGGAUAUGUAGGGAAGAUUGCUAUGAAGUGUUGGGACGUUGUGUUGACUGGAAUAGGAUGACGGUGAAACACUCGAUUGCUUCUCUCUGUGAGAUGUUUUCUCCAAACGAUGACUAUAAAAUCGAAUGCAUUUCACUGAAAAGAUACCUGGGGCCCAGUGACACUCUUUUGAAGAACACAGAUGUGGUAUUAGUUUCGCCAUGUAGAGGAAAUCCAUGCAAUUCAAGUCAAGUGUGUAUUGUUAAUCGGGAUGGAACCUUCGGAUACAAGUGUGUUAACGGGUGUCCCCUUGGAGAAGCGUCAUCUUAUAUGGUACCAGAAGGAACAUUUGUUAGAAUUCCGGUAUCUUCUACUAUAAAGGGAUGUCUCAAAGUAUGUCGAUGCGGAGCUGGAGGCAGGAUAGAAAAAUGUCAACCACUACCAUGUAUAAGCUACGAUUCAUGUAGUUUGGCGGGAAAACGUUUCGACCAUUUAUCCUUCUUCUAUGUAGAGUGUAAUAUAUGUAGCUGUUUUGCUGGUGAAAUCACAUGCACCAAAAAACAAUGUCGUAUGUCUGGAACUACCAACAAAUCCUUCACGACAUUGCCGUGCAAUUGUCCGCUGCAAUAUGUUCCAGUUUGCGCUCGCAAUGGAAAUACGUAUCCUUCGGCGUGUAUAGCUAAGUGUGCUGGAAUCCAAGAUGGGGAUAUUCAGUUUGGGCCUUGUAGAGCUAGAGAUCCUUGUGAUGGAAUAGAAUGCAGCCCAUUGUCAGUAUGUAUUCCGGACAGAAACGUUUGUUUAUCGACAAUGCACAAGCCGUGUCCCCAGCAUCAGUGUGUUAGCCUAGCGUCUAUCAACUGUUCGGUAAUUACAUCCAUCCGGGACACAAACCUGAACUUCUAUCCCACCGUAUGCGAUCUUGUUAAGUCCGGUGGGUUAUUUGCAUAUCGGGAAAAGUACUUCAAACACUGCGAAACAUCCCGAAAGCGUACGCAAGUCUGCGGUGUCAACGGAAUCACAUACCGAAGUGAGUGUGAAGCAUGGGCUGAUUUCUCAAUGGUCGACUACAAUGGGCCAUGCCAAGAGGUUGGUGUGAUAAGUGAUACAAUGGAAUCCAAAUGUGCCUCAAUCAAAUGUCCUAAACGAAAGUCACACGAAUGCAGCCUGGUGAUACCUCCAGGUGCUUGCUGUCCUGUUUGUGGAACAGCUUUGCGAAUAGUUUAUUCUAGGAAGCAAGUUGACCGAGCUUUAUAUGCCUUGAAAGGCGUGCAUACGGAAAUCCUUACCCUGAAAUCUAUCCUUGGCUCUCUUGAACGAUUACUGCAGACUGUAGAGUGUAGAAUUAGUGGACAACUGACAUUUGAAAAUGACAUCUAUGUAAUAAUUGAAAAUGUGAACAAGCAUCCAAAUUAUUUGCAAGUUGAAAUUUGUACUCGCGAAGCAGAAAAAAUAGUUACCCUGAUAAGAACACAAAGCCAUAUGAUAACUAGCGAGCUCAAUCUAAGUGCAUUGAUAGUUGCAAAUAUAGUCAAAACCAAUGUAGACAGCGGCGCUCAUAGAAUAUGUAUGCAUUUAGGGUUAAUAAUAACUUUUGUGCAAUCCUUAGUUGUAUUUCGAUUAGUUUAUAGAUGAUCUAUGAAAAGAAACCAUGACAUUUUUAGUGCCAAGUCCAAAUUAAUAGACUCUUACGCAAUAAAAGCUGUGAUAUUUGUGAAUUUAAUUCAGUGUACCAAAGUAUGGUUAGAUCCUUGUAAAUAUGGUUACAAUAAAUCUCUAGUCUUGGGUUUUGUUACACAAACUUG